AUCAUAAGUAAUUGACUGUCAUCAUUUUUGGGUAGAGUUUAAUUAACUAGUUGAUUAGAUUUAUAGAUUGUUAGCAGCAUUUAAAAUUAGAGGUAAUCGCAGUAUAAGUGCUACGGGAAUGAAGCCUCGCCCAUGGCUGUCAGGCGGGCUCUGCCUGGCGCUGUAUCUCGCCCACUCGGCAGCCCUCGGAGACUAUUCGUCGAUCUCAGCGAGAUCCCUGGGAAAAAAGAGGUUCACCGAUAGUUCUGUCCUACUGACCCAGACGGUCCCUCGCGUGUUGGCUUGCCUGGACUUGUGCCGCGGCUUCGAGCUCUGCGUCGCCUUCAGCUACGAUGGAGUUUCGUGCCAGCUCAGAGGCACCGUGUCGAUCGUCGUCGACUCGACGAUUUGGGUCUCAUACGUCAUCACUCAACAGCCUGACCUCAAUCUAUUGAUGGAUCCGUGUGCUAGCAGCCCAUGUCCGGGGGCCAAAGUUUGCGUGCGCUACUCGAUCCCAGCCCAGCUACCGUACCACCCUGAGUGGGCCCUCAACUUCACGCUCCCAGGCUACGUCUGCACCAGUGCUACAUCCUUGCUUGCCCAGCGCGAUCAAGGCAAAAGCUGCCGGUUCGUGAUGUACUGGAACACGUGGAUGUCAGGCAGCGACAUUAGCUCUGUGACCGAGCCCUUCUACGAGGCUUUCGACCGCUGCUCCAACCUCAACUGCACGUCGAUUUGUACCGCUUGGGGUACAGGAAUGCCAGGGCUACUCUUCAAGAACUCAGCCCCGUUUUUGGGAACUGCGACUACUGUGACGCCCAACUACGUCUGCUGGUUUCCGGAGUGUGCUUGAACCAUGUAGCAUCGAUAUUGCCUGUGGUAGUUCGGAGGUACCUGAACCCUCGGUACUGGCUGUGGUACCUCGCGUAUGCCUGAGCCACGUACAGUCGAUUGUGGCUGUGGCUCCUUCAGGUGUACCUCAGCUAUGUACCCUCCAUUCUACUCAUGGUACCUCUCGCGCGUAUACCUGAGGCAAAUACUGUCGGUGUUACCGGUGGCUCCUUGCCCGCAAAGCUGAGUUCGCCCACAUCGUUUCUGUUGUUGUCGUUGCUCCAUGGGUAACAUAUUUAUUUAUUCAAACUAAUGAGCAAGUCCUGAACAAGUCUCCUAUUUCUACAAAGGCGAAAUGAUUCUUUUAAUAAAAUGUUGCCCGUAUCAGAAAUAAAUUCCCGUGAGGAGAAAUAGAAUAUCAAUAGCGUUGCUCUGCCAGAGAAAAACGCUUAUAGUUAACAUGUUAUCUGUAAAACAAAAACGGCGCUGCCUAUUUAAUGGAAAGCUCUUUCAGGCAACGCUACUUCAAACCAAGUUCGAACCUUUGCACGUGACAAAGUUUGUAUUAGACUAACUUGACAAGUUCAGUCUUAACUUGAUUUUAUAAAGAGUUCACGCCUUCCACCAAGUCCAUUCUACCGACCACACCUCAGUUUCUUAACCCUUAAAUUAAAACUGAAUCACCGUAGUAUAACAUUUCAAGUUUCACCACCUCUCUAUAUAUUAAUCUUCAUAAGAUAACUGAUCACCGUCCUAUAACCUUUUAAAGGCAAAUGCCUCACCAUAUUUUAACCUCGCUUAUAUCACUGCGCAACCGUAUUAUUACCAAUUUAAGGUAAUCGCAUCACCAAAUACGUAAUAGUGAUGCGAACCUUUUUUGAAUUAAAAGGAUAAGCGCAUUAUGACAUUUUUGUUCAAAGAACAACUCUAUAUAACCAUCACCUUCUUAAGAAACCCCAUCACGGUUUUAUUGCCUCUUGUGCGCAAAAAUCUUAUUACAAUAUUAUACCAAUUAAUAAAAAUCACAUUACAGUAUUAUAGCCUUUACUAAAUAAUUAUAUCAGCGUAUUUUAACUUUUAUUAGAUAAAGAAUCGCACCGCCAUAUUAUGAGCUGCAUUAUUCAACCACAUUAUAUUAUUAAGAUUCAAUUAGGUAAUCGCGUAACCGUAUUGGAACCGUUAAAUGGUAAUCGCAUCACCGUAUCAGCCAACGUUUCAUCACCACGGCAAAGACAAUUUUAAAGCGCACUCAAUUGACCUAGACCAGCGGUUCCAAAACUUAUGCAGGCUGGCGCCCCCUUGGCUCCCCAGUGAAUUCCUAGCGCCUCCCCCCUACAGACACAAACGGAAACAAAUACCUCUUUCUUGAUACUUGGUAUGCUGCAAUUUGAAAAGAGAAAGGUUAAUCACAAGUGUGUAUUUCACAAAUAAAACCCAAUUUAGUGAGGGGGUGUACUUUAGGGUGUUACUUACGUAAUAUAUAUUUUUUAGCAAUUUUAACUGUUUCAGCACUAGAAGCCCAGUAACUGGAUUAUCAAAAUAUAGCUACGUAGCGACUUAAUUGUGGCGUAAGUGCAGCUAUGAAGACCCAACUCUAGAAAGGUUAAAAAACCCAGAUCUGGUUGCGCCCCAAUUUCAGAGCGCGUCCAUUCCACCCAAUCACUCACCCAAUCGAUCAUAACAAUCCCAUCGCUUUUGCGGGUGUCACGGUCAAUUCUAAAGGCCGGUCCAGACGCUGCGUUUUCACCACCUUUUGUCUGCACAUUUCAGCACGUUGCAGAUAAAACGUUGCAUGUGGACUGGAAAUCUGCAGAGUUUUGAGUCCUUCGGGAAGCCGGCACAGUUGAGGCGAUAUCUGAGGUAGAGAGCAUAGAUUUCUUUCAACUGUGCGGACAAUUCGGUGGACGAUAGCACGGUUUCCCAAUUCAUUCAGCAGAGGUUUUGGAAGUAUUUCUCCGAAAUUAUUGCAUUGUAUGAAAGUUUCUCCUGCGUUUGGCGUGUCAAAUCCAAAGAUUACAGUGACAGGAAUAAAGAAGGGGAGGCCUAUUAGAGUUCAGUGGACAAAUUGCUGCAACCGCUAAGAGAGAAAUAGUUGUAGAAAAAUCAAUUCUUUGAGGAGUGUUUGCCGUAAAGUGGUGAUAGUGCGGUUCUCAUACAAGUAUUUUCUUUGAUGAUAUGCAGUGACACUAAUUCAAAUGAAUAAAAAUAUGUAUUUAUAUCCAUUCUCAAUUAGUUCCGCCGAUCAAUAGUGUCAAUAAACCUACUCCAUGACGAUAUAAUGCAAAACUUAGCUAAAUAUACAAAUAUCUCUGCACCGCGUGGACGCUCUAAAGAUUGCUACCUUCUCACUCCGUCUCAAGACUGCGCAGAUCAAAACGUAUGCGUCUGGACCGACGUUAAAGCGCACCAAUUCGAUCUUGACGAACACGUACGCUGCUUCGGUAGGGGUCGCACCCUCGUUUUUAAACGCACUCAAUCGCUAUUGACCAUCGAGUGUCCUUAGUUGGCAUACUUAUUUUGUGGGCCCCCAUUGACCAUUAAUUGAUGAUCAAUGAUGGCCAACUUAUGAAUAGCCAAUUAAUAGGCUUCUCUUAAUUAAGUAUCGUGCCCUAAUAUAUUGAAGCGCGCCCCAACAUACUAGUAAAUAAAAACUAUUUGAACUAUCUUCAAUGAAAAUUAUGCUGCCGUGAAAAUUUUAAUAGUUCUAUGCAUUUCAACCAAUUAAAUUGAGCAAACAUUAAACAUCCGAUUGAAAACGGGAGUUUUCUGGGCUGUCAGGGUAUUUAUUGAAUGGUUUUCAUUUACAUAGCGAUAUAUUGGGGUAUUUUAUUCUUAAUAUAGCAUGUAUUUUGGAAUAGUUAUAAGCCGUAGAUUCGACAGUCGGCAACAGAAGCAUACAUAUAGCCUGCAUUUAAUAUGUCCGGUAAAUAAAAUUACCUUUCUCGCUAAAUGUGAUUGUUCAAUGUGACCGCCUGCUACGAUCUUUAGCGCCGAUGAAACGCCUUGAAUUUUUAUUAGGUUUAAUGCUAUCUUCAUUUUGGAACUGCAUCACAUUAUUGCAGAAGAGUGUUACACUA
This is a messenger RNA of Hyalella azteca, 3887 nucleotides long. RefSeq lists its product as uncharacterized. The coding region runs from base 119 to 832 and encodes 237 amino acids. NCBI's taxonomy places the organism in Eukaryota, Metazoa, Arthropoda, Malacostraca, Amphipoda, Hyalellidae. The transcript has 6 exons. The record is from RefSeq and is a predicted model, not a curated record.